AUGAAGUCGCUUCAAGAUUGGAGCUUUUAUCACGUGUACUUUUGGACAUCAUCAUUCAGGGCCGUGCCAAGCUCCGUGCAAAAGGGAUUUUUCUCUCCCGUGCCCCGAUGGCUGGACCUCGAUUGGUAUUUGCUACGGUGCUUCGCCUGGCAGAAUGACCCCGGCACUCUGAUUCGACUUACAGGGGGGGAGGGGAAGUGCAGAGCACCAGAGGGCUACGUAGGCCCUUGCGGGCCUGUGGAAAGCAUUGGCAACUUAGACUCCGAAACCAAGCAACUGUUUGAGAAAAAAUGUAACGUUCUUUUCCCCUGCGAAAGAAAAUGCAGGCGUGACUACUCUUUCGCUUGUCCCGCAAGCUGGAAGAACGUAGCCUUAGAGAAGUGUUCGCCCGGGGGCAGCUACGCAGGUCCCUGCAGAGAGGAGGUCGAUUUCUCCAGUCGAACGUUGCAAGACAAAAUGGCCUUCGAGGAGAAAUGCUUAGCUGACUGGCCAUGUGUCGAGGAGAAAUGCGAACGCGAUUUCACUGCUCCAUGCCCCCUCGAGUGGGCAGAGGCACACAAAGCUUGCAUGGCUCCGGUAUGGGUUUACGGACAGUGUUGA
Messenger RNA from Neospora caninum, 600 nucleotides. Its product is annotated as putative plasmodium falciparum CPW-WPC domain-containing protein. The coding region runs from base 1 to 600 and encodes 199 amino acids. The record is from RefSeq and is a predicted model, not a curated record. Lineage: Eukaryota; Apicomplexa; Conoidasida; Eucoccidiorida; Sarcocystidae. The transcript is spliced from 2 exons.